Molecule: messenger RNA, 3307 nt
Organism: Styela clava
Lineage: Eukaryota; Metazoa; Chordata; Ascidiacea; Stolidobranchia; Styelidae
Source: RefSeq, a predicted model, not a curated record
GAAAUUUUGCUCCUUGGUUAAUCAAGAUUGCUCUCUUGGAAUAUAGGACUACAAUAAAUUAAGAAAAUAAUGCUACGACAAGUGGCGAUCGCCUGUGCUGCUCUGCUCCUUAUAUUUAUUCAAGAUGCAUAUUCGCAACAAUGUAGCGAAAUACCUUGCGGCGAUUUAGAUACAAAAACAGAAAGACAAUGCCUUGAUUUUCGCAAUGGAGACGGCGAUAAGCCCUGUUGUUGGGAUCCAAGCGCGGAUAAGGGAGCAGGGGCCUGCUUAGCAAAACGUGACGAUACAAAAUAUAAACGAAGCGCAGGGGGAGCAAAGUUACAGGAAUUUGCGAGAAAGCAUCCCCACGGAUUCAAUCCUAAUCCCGAUCCGAAAGGUUUGAAGAAACUAGCUGAAAAUAUGAAGAUAAAUAAGGAUGAUGGACUUGAUGAAAAAGGUGUCAAUGAAGUAAAAAGAUCUCUCUCAGGAUUUGCUCUUAACCCUCUCGCCCUUGCUCUCGGAGGUUCAUCGCUUUUCCCAGAAUGUCCAGUACACGUGAAAUACUGCUACAGGGUACCAUGUGGAGGACACAGAAGACCCGAUCUGGAAAACAAUCCAAACGCUUGCUUGAGCAAUCCUCUAUGUUGCUACGACUACAAGACGGCUUUCUACAAACGAAUAUUCGGAACUCGAAUGUUAGGAGAUUCGCCCUCUUGCUAUUAUGGCGCCACUUCAAAGCAAUGGAGGUCCGUUACCAAGUCUAUCAGGCCAUGGAAUCCGUUUUUGACCAAAUUCAUUUUGCAAAUCUUCAAGCCAAUCUUCAAUACUGCUGCGUUCAAUAUUGGUGGACAAUUAGCGUGUAGCAAAUCCUUUGGGGGUUUUGGGAAAAGAGCGUAUCCAGUCGGUGAAAAAUCAAAAUUGGAUUGCAAUCUCGUUUCUGGGUGCUGGGAUGACGAUGCCCCUGAAGGUUCUAGAUGCACUAUGGGUUCAGCUUUCUUAGAGCAAAUAUUCGGCUUGCAAUCAGAAGUCUAUCCGUCUUUGUACACGUCCGAUCCAUCCGAUACAAAAUGUUCCUCAAACUGGUUUGACUAUGGACCACGAGCUUACAAUCGUCUACCAUGUGGGGUUGGACCUGCUCCACCUGGGAUUUUUGAGAAAGUGUAUCAAUGGUGCCCACCUAGCCACUGCUGCAUAAACUACGCAACCCUGUUCGGUAGCGGUGAAAGCGGCGGAGGCGGUUUAAGUGACCUGCUUCUCCUUAGCUCUCUCGGCGGCGGUGGUCAGGGUUUUGGUAGCCUCGGUGGCCUCGGUGGUCUUUUUAAUCCUACCGGCGGUGGCUCAACGCCAUUUGAUAGUUCCAUUUUUGCGUAUCUCACUCUCAGCGGCACAGAUUCAGGAUCUUCCGACUUGGGCUCUCUAUUUUGUCCCUAUAGAUUCGCUCUGACGUCAGAUUUGUUCGCCGAUUUAGCGGAAUAUGCAAUUGGAUGCUGCACAAUUCCGGAAUGCUACCAUAAAAAAAAAAAAUUAAUCGGUGGAUAUGUUCCUCCACCACGUCCGCAACCACCUCGUCCACAACCUACAGCACGUUGGGGAGACUACGGGCCAUGCUCAGCUGCUUGCGGUCAACAAGGUUCCCAACGCAGACAGUGCUUUUACGGAAAUACUCCAACAUCUCCUCAAGCAUGCUUUGGCUCAGAUUCGAGAACUUGCUAUGGUCCGCAAUGCAGUUACGGAGUAUGGGGUUCUUGGCAGCAACAGGGAGCUUGUUCUUCCCCUUGCGGCUCAGCCACGGCCACGUUUGUGAGGAGUUGUUACGUGAAUGGUCAAUUAGUACAAUCUAGCCGCUGCAAUGGUCUCAACACGGAGCAACGAAGCUGCGUAAACAAUCCUCCUUGCACUACAUAUGAAUGGGCAGAACCAUACCAACAAAUGACUGCAUGCAGUGUCAAUUGUGGAACAGGUACAGCAACGUACCGUCCUACACGUUGCAGGGACAGUCGUGGACAGAAUGUGCCCACUAACUUCUGCUCUGAGCCACGUCCGUCAGAGACUCGCCAAUGUAGAAGACAACCAUGUCAAGUGACAGCUCAAUGGAGUGCUUGGGUGAGUGGACCAUGUGGUGCUACCUGCGGAGCAAGAGGUUUAAGAGAGGAAACAAGAAAAUGCGAAUUCGAAGAUGGUCGCGCUGCGCCAGACCAGCUGUGCGGUGGUAACUCAGAUCGAGACAAAAAAAGAAUAUUACCGUGCACAAGUCCAGCAUGCCAGGAUCAAUAUUAUUGGCUGGGAAUAGGUUGUGAAAGAGACUUUUCAUCAGGCCAAUGUACAAUCAUAGCGAGAUGUUAUAGACGUGUAGGCGGUGGAUACGUACCGGGAUCCUGCCCCGAAAGAAGAAUACCCGGCCAACCGUGCGCAAGCUGCCCCUACGCACAAUAGGACUAAAGUAAAACAACAACGCGAACAAUUGUAAUCAUCGUUACUGGAAACCUAUAGCAUAUGUGACUGUUUAGAAUUCUCUGUGUAUUACAUUGUUAGAGUAAUAAAUUUGCAGUGAUUUCCAUAAAUUAAGAAAUUUUAGUUGCGCCGAUUUGAUUAUUUUUCACACAAUCGAUUUAUUUCAGUAAUUCCUUAUCUGAUGAUAAUUUUCUGGACAUUGUCACAAUAUUUCACAACAUGUGUAAAUCUAUUUUUUCUGUUGAAUUGUAUUUCAUCGUGUAAAUAUAUAUUUGUGAUGUUCAUGAUAUGAGAUUAUCAAUGGUGUCGUACAAUUGUUAGUAAUCAAUUGAGUAUUUCAGUGCAACAGCGUAACAUUUUUUGCAUAUGUCAAUCCCAACCCUCAUCUGGUCGCGUCAUCCAGAAAUUACGUCACUACAACGUCACAGUGACGUAAUAAGGUCCUUCAAAUUAUACGAAAUGGCAUUCAAGACGCGCAGACGAUCACCCGAAGUCGAGCAAACUAUUUCUCUCGUUUUCUCAUUGCAAUGAUCCCGAUAUGAGAGACAUCGCUGAAGUUGGUGAUUUCAUUAUCGUCGGCGCAGAUCGUGGGUCUACUUUGGCAAGAUCUAUGACGUGAUUGUGACGUCGUAGUGACAUAAUUUUUGGAUUACGUAGUCAGGUGGGGGUUAGAAUUGACAUGUGCAAAAACCGUUAUGCUACGCCCACUAGAAGUACUUGAGGUAGGAAACUCCAAGACUCAGAAAGUGUAUGGCGAUACAGAGUUGUGCUGUGCCUAUAAAACCUCUAGGCUUAAAUGUCUAUUUAGUGACAAUUCUCUAAUGUGAAAUUUGUAACGUAUGGAUAUACAAAGAGUAUUGUAAUAAAUUUUAGCUAG